Molecule: messenger RNA, 443 nt
Organism: Notothenia coriiceps (black rockcod)
Lineage: Eukaryota; Metazoa; Chordata; Actinopteri; Perciformes; Nototheniidae
Gene: scp2b
Product: sterol carrier protein 2b
Exons: 3
Coding region: 105-428 (107 amino acids)
Cellular component (GO): cytosol
Source: RefSeq, a predicted model, not a curated record
GAAGAAACACGGAAGUGUAGUUUGGACUCAGCCAGGCAAAGUGCAAGCUAGCUGUCGUUCUGUUGUACCUGCGGUUCUGUGUGUCUCCCUAACGUUAUAGCAAAAUGCCUGAAAUACAGACAAGAAGGAUUCAAGCCAUUUACACCAGUGCCAGUGACGGACUGGAGGGCUUCAAGGCACAUGCGGUGUUCCAGGAAAUCAACAAGAAGCUCCAGGAGGAAGGGGAGCAGUUUGUGAAGAAGAUCGGGGGGGUGUUUGCCUUCAAGGUAAAAGAUGGCCCCAAUGGUCAGGAGGCCGUUUGGUAUGUGGACGUGAAGAACGGCAGAGGCUGCGUCCACAACGACACAGGUAGGAAAACACUAUCAGUGCUCUCUGACGUUUUUAAAUACCAUUUGCUUAAUGUCCUUCAUUUUUGUAAAGCACUUUGAAUUGCCUUGUGUUGA